Molecule: messenger RNA, 342 nt
Organism: Lactuca sativa (garden lettuce)
Lineage: Eukaryota; Viridiplantae; Streptophyta; Magnoliopsida; Asterales; Asteraceae
Source: RefSeq, a predicted model, not a curated record
AUGGACAGGGUAGAUAAGGUAGCCUACCGCUUGGAUUUACCAACAGAGCAUAGUCAGAUUCACAACACAUUCCAUGUGUCGCAGCUUCGGAAGUGUAUCACUGACGAGGCCGUGAUUGUCUCACUGGGUGAUAUCCAGGUGGACGAGAGCUUGAACUACAUUGAGAAGCCCGUUGCCACAAUGGAUAGGAACACGAAGGUUCUUCGGAAUAAGGAAGUAAGAAUGGUGAAAGUGCAAUGGCAGCAUCGGAAGGGUUCCGAAUGGGCUUGGGAACCAGAAGAAGAGAUGCAAGAGCAUUACCCCGAUUUGUUUGGGUCAGCAGACUUCAAGGACGAAGUUUAG